Molecule: messenger RNA, 1335 nt
Organism: Lodderomyces pseudojiufengensis
Lineage: Eukaryota; Fungi; Ascomycota; Pichiomycetes; Serinales; Debaryomycetaceae
Exons: 1
Coding region: 1-1335 (444 amino acids)
Source: RefSeq, a predicted model, not a curated record
AUGACAAUCAACAAAGAAACAAGCAAUGGGGCUAUUCAUCAAACAAAUGGAGAUGUAUCAUCAAAUACUUCAAAAUCAACAAUUAAUGAAGAUACCUACUAUUCUAAAAAGUAUCAUGAAUCAAAUGAUAAAUCAAAUCAAUUUAAAAAAAAAGAUUUAAAUAAUACUAAAAUAUAUAAAAAUAAACAUCAUCAACAAAAUAUGAAAAGAAAAGUUCCUGUUUCUAAUAUUACUGUUGCUUUUAAUGCUAAGAAAGAUGAUACUAAUGGAAAUGAAAUUGUUCAAAAUAACGUUGAUACAAACAAAUAUAAAGAAUACUCAAAUAAUAAUAAAAUUGAAGAAAAUAUUGGUAACAAUUUAAAUGAUCAAAACAACAGUUCAGUUAGUAAUGGAAAAUCAUAUGAUAUUACAAAUACACCAACAACAACUACAUCAAAUGAAUAUAUUACAGCAAAUGGAGAAGAAGAAAUUUUAGAAAAUUUAGAAAAUUUAGAAACUAUUGAAAAUUUAGAAAAAUUUGAAAAUCAAUUAUUUUCACAAAAUUGUAUAAAUCAAAAUAAUGAAGAUGAUGAAACUUUAAGUUCUCCUCCUCCUCCACCAAGUGAAGUUGAUUUUGAUGAUGAUGACUUAGAUAAACAAGAGCUUAAAGAACAUGGUGUGAAAUUUAAAUUAAUUGUUGAAGAUAACGAUGAAAAUCCAACUACGAAACAAAAUGAAUUUAUUAAAACUAUUUCAUCAAUUUUAUUAAAUAUUAGUUCAAAUUUUAAAGUUUUUGGAAUUAAUAGAGAUGAAUUAAUUAAUGAAGAUAAUGUUAUAAUUGGUGAAAAAAAUGAAAAAGAUGAAGAAGAAUUAGAAGAUCAAGAAGAAAAUUCAAAUACUUCAAUUACUGCACUUUUUCAAAAUUCUGCAACAUCAUCAACUACAUCAAUAUUAGAUUAUCCAAUGCAAUUAACAAGUCCAUUUUUACAAUUUUUAAUUUUAAAAGCAAAUUUUUCAAAUUUAAAUUUAAAUUUAGGAACAAAAAUUAAUGAAAAAUUUAAUGAAAUUUUUAACAAAUUAAAUUCAUUAGAUUUAAAUUUUAAAAAUUUUAUAAUUGAAAUGUUUAUAAAUGAAAGUGAUUGGGAAAUUAAAGAAAAUUAUUUAAAACAAAAAUCACAACCAACAAAAGAAUUAACUAUUUUUCAAAUUUUAAUUGAAUUUUUUACAAUUAAUUUUGUAUUUUUACAAAUUUUUUCACAAUUUUUAAUUAUUUUAUUAAUUUCAUUUUUAAGAUUAUGUGUUUUUAGUUUUAAAUGUUUGUUUAAAGUUGGUAAACAACAUUUACAUAUUGAUUAG